Galendromus occidentalis (western predatory mite) is the source of this 2622-nucleotide messenger RNA. It is a transcript of the gene hwt, whose product is annotated as SH2 domain-containing adapter heavyweight. Bases 299 to 1756 code for a protein of 485 amino acids. NCBI's taxonomy places the organism in Eukaryota, Metazoa, Arthropoda, Arachnida, Mesostigmata, Phytoseiidae. The transcript is spliced from 7 exons. The record is from RefSeq and is a predicted model, not a curated record. Gene Ontology annotation, molecular function: phosphotyrosine residue binding.
GUAGUCAAAUCUUGGAAAGGGAUACUUGUCGCUCGUGAGCUCACAACAUGUUUUGAAGGUGCUUCCCGAGAAAAAGUGUUCCUCACAGAUGCUCACUGACAGAACAUUCCAAGAGACUUGCGCACGGAGUCUUUCCCCGGAAAGCAUUCGGUCGUUCGGGAAACUCUCUCUAGAGAGAACUCUCAAGAAGAUCGCUCGGGCGCGCACAGGGGAACUCGAGUGAUUCCCUACAUGUGACCCCGCAGUGUCGAGCGAACGGCGUACGGAUUAUGUGCAAUCGUUAGGAUUACCGAGGACGAUGGUUCUGUGUGGAAGAUUAGAUUCGAGCCACAAGAACUGGCUGGAGAGAGUGGUGUGUUUCUUCAAGAAGAGAAUCCACAACUCCAACAAGGAGGCGCUUGUCUACGAUGCGAGUGACUAUUUCAUACGGAAAUGGGCGUUCACGCAACAGCCGGCACGAUGCAACAGCGAGAGCAACUUGGCGAACAUCGGAAGAGCCACGCCGCAAGCUAUCACGGAUUACAGGGUUCAACACAGCCAGGAUGACUUGCAGGUAACGAUAUGUGAUGAGUACCAAGAUCCUGUGGAUCUGAUCGCUGAGCUGAAAACCUCGCACGCCUUGACGGGUAGCGAUGGAUGUCUUGAAGAUAUGUAUUCGACUCCCUACGCCUCAAUGAAUUUGGCUGCGUCAGCCAAAAUCGCUGCCGCGGUCGCACGCAACGGCAACGUCGUACCUCCGAGACCUCCGCACAUUCGACGAGCGAAUUCCACGAGAGCACCUGCUGCGAAACCGGCUCUGAGCCCGCCAAGACAAGCUCCGCAAGCCCCGAUUUCUCGGCAAGUGCAACCCGUGUCUGCCAGAGAAGCUCCGUCUCAGAAGUCGGUGUCGCCACCUGGACCUCCGGUUCCAGCUCCAAGACAUCCCCGACUGGGCACGACGUAUCAGAACCUCCCACCCGCCGAAACUCAAAUCACACCGCCUCGUACAACUUCUAGACAAGCUUUCCCUCUUCCUGUCGACAAGAAGGACAAGGUGGUUCAGCAAAGCCCAUCAUGUGAUAAUCGACCAGAAGAGGAUUACGACUCCCCUUGGGAUCUUCCCAAGAGCGGACAGCCCUCAGCUGUCAAUGCACCGUCGCGACCACCAAAGACUAGCACCUCGUCGGCAAGCUCGACGAAAAGUAGUGAUGCCUCGCCGAAAAUGGCUCCGAAAGUUCCCGCUCAUAGAUCCGCUUCAGCGGCCGGCGAUAGACCGAAGCUCUCGGAGAGAUCGCAGGAUCUUAGCAGUGCAGGCGAGCAGAGCUCUGCCGCUUCACGACCAUGUCUUCCAUUGAACCUUAAUGGAUCGCCAAAACGUAGUCGACAGAAUAUGGCUUUGAAUUUCGGGUGUUCGUCUCUCUUGCCUAGCGGCGAGAGCGUCGAUCCGAAACUUAGUUUGGAAAAGCAGGGCUGGUAUCACGGCGCGAUCGCCCGUCUCGACGCAGAAAAUCUCCUCAGAGCUCAGAAAGAAGGCAGUUAUCUCGUUCGGAUAAGCGAAAGCAGCAAACAGGACUAUUCCCUGUCUAUCAAGAGCGCUCGAGGGUUCAUGCACAUGAAGAUUGUCCACAAGCCAGAGGGACGAUAUGUGCUCGGUCAAUUCAGCAAGCCAUUCGAAUCAAUACCGGAAAUGAUCCAUCAUUACUCACUGAACAAACUUCCUAUCAAGGGCGCUGAGCACAUGAGUCUCCUCCAUCCCGUCAUAGCCCAACUCCUAUGAAAUGCCAAUGUCACAUCCCAAAGCAUUGUCCCUUUUCUUGUCAUUCCUGUGUCCGCCCCUAUCUCCUGCAUCGAGUUAUCCCCAUUAUUUCCCCACGUGAGGCGCUCCGCAUUCUUCCGUGGUUCCAAUUCGUCUUAUAUCCUGCUUUUCCUCCUCCUGUCCUCCACCACAAACUCCCCUCAGAGAUUUCGGAAAGCUUUUGUUGGCGAUGAUACGAGUUGUAGUGUAGUCGCCAACGUAGAGUCGGAUGUCGCCGUCUCCUUGUUGCCAUCGCUAUCGGCGGCAUCGCACCAGCAACAAAAACUGAGAAGCCACAGCUUCGAUAAUUGUAUGUAUAUACGAGUCGAAAUAGUCAGUCUCCCCCAGAGUAGACGGAGCGUGAACUUAGCAUGUGACUCUUUGAGGACAGAAAACGAACGAGAACCCAGUCCACGGGCAGAGAGGUAAUUGCUCAACUACGCUGAGGAGACCAAACACUCACACAGACAAUGGAAGCAUGAAUGAAUGAUCGAACAAACAAGCAGACGAAAAAACACAGAUUGGGAGUCGGUCAAACAGAAGUAGACAUAUUUCGACGAGGGAACGUAGAAAUGUACGUUGGAAAACGUGAAUCGCAAUCGAGUGUCGCUCGACACCCACAAACCAAAUAGGGUUAAUGUAUUGUAGAAUGUCCAACACGGUCCCAUUCGACGGGGCCUGAUGUUGACGGUGGGGAAGGAAUAAUGAAUUUUUGGGCAUUUUGCUAAUAUAUGUAUCUUCGAGGACGACGUCGAAGGGAGAAGCAGCAUAAGGUACUCGAACUGAAUGAUGAGGACCGUCUAGGCACUGCUGGAAAGGGAAGCAGAAAACUGAGAACCCCGAGUCGA